Messenger RNA from Synchiropus splendidus (mandarinfish), 4085 nucleotides. RefSeq names its product ADP-ribosylation factor interacting protein 1 (arfaptin 1) (gene arfip1). NCBI's taxonomy places the organism in Eukaryota, Metazoa, Chordata, Actinopteri, Syngnathiformes, Callionymidae. Gene Ontology annotation, molecular function: phospholipid binding; protein domain specific binding. Gene Ontology annotation, cellular component: trans-Golgi network membrane. The transcript has 10 exons. The record is from RefSeq and is a predicted model, not a curated record. Bases 257 to 1729 code for a protein of 490 amino acids. Gene Ontology annotation, biological process: intracellular protein transport; regulation of Arp2/3 complex-mediated actin nucleation.
ACGAACUGAGCGACAGUAUCCUCCAAAUGACAGCUCCGGGCCGCACUCUCACUCUUUCCGGGGUCCGCACCGCAUGUCUGCUGGACUUGUUGAGUUGAUGGGUCGCCGUUAGAGAACGUCCAGUUUCCCUUUUCUGCACUUCUCCUUCUCUCCCUCGUCGAGCCACGUCGAGAGGGCGCGCGAGCCUGCCUCCUGGAUUACAGCUCACUUUUGCAACAGCUAACAGCUAAAGAGUUAGCCUCGGCCACCGCCAGGUAUGUCUGAUGUUAGUCUUGAGGCCGAGUCGCAGAAGACCUCACCAGAGGACUCUGAGGUGGAUUAUAAGGAGGCGGAAGAAACAGAGGAGAGUUUGAGUGAGGAUGUGGAGCAGGAUCGCGGCAGUCUAGAAGAUGAUGGGCUGUAUGACGUUGAUAUAAACAGUGAGGAAGAAGAAGAGGUUGUUCAGGAGGAAGAGAAGGGCAUUCAGAGCGAGAGAGCGGUGUUGGAAUGUGACGCCGCACAUGUGACAAACGGUGUUGAGAAUGUAGGACGUGAGGAGAAUCGCCAUGUUGACGCUGAAGCACCGAGAGAUGAAAGGGCCGAUUCUCCGUCAAAGGAAGAAAUUACAAUGGCUGAAGAGUUCCACAGAAGUUCGGCCGCCGAGAUCCCAGUCACAAGCAAUGGAGACCUGGAGCAGAACCCAGAGUCUGUUUUCAACAGGGAAUCGUACUCCGGUGCGCCAGCAGCCCUGAACUUCUCUGACGCUUGUGUAACUUCCAGUAACUUUGCUUCAACAACAGAGGGCAUCAUUGAGUCAGGACCGUUCAAAGGUUCAACAAGCCUGCCCACGUCUCCUGUGGCGCCCGUAGCUCCCAGCUCGGCUGUUGCCAGCCGCUUGGCGCGCUCUCACAGCGAGGGUGAGACAGGAGCAGCGAAGCCAGCGCCGGACAGUGGAGCCAUGGUUCUUGCCGAUGACCUGAAGAGUCCCGCCAUGGAGAAACUGGAGCUUGUGAGAAAGUGGAGCAUCAACACGUACAAAUGCACCAGGCAGAUCCUGUCGGAGAAGCUGGGUCGGGGCUCGAGGACCGUGGAUCUGGAGCUGGAGACCCAAAUCGAAGUCCUCCGCGACAACAGGAGGAAGUACCAACAUGUCAUCAAGCUGGCUCAGACGCUGGCCAAUCAGCUGUCGCAAAUCAUGCAGACGCAGCAGCAGCUCGGCGAAGCCUUCGCAGACCUCAGUCUGAAGACCCCUGAACUCCACGAGGAGUUUGGCUACAACGCUUCCACGCAAAAGCUUUUGUCUAAAAACGGAGAGGCACUGCUGGGCGCCAUCAACUUUUUCAUCUCCAGCGUGGACACGCUGGUGGACAAGACAAUCGAGGACACCAUGAUGAACAUCAAGCAGUACGAAAGCGCAAGGGUGGAGUACGACGCGUACAGAACCGAUCUGGAGGAGCUGAACUUGGGCCCGCGGGACGGCAGCACCAUGCCGAAGAUCGAGUAUUCCCAGCAGCAGUUCCAGAUUCACCGCGAGAAGUACGAGAGGAUGAGGAACAAUGUCUCGGUCAAGCUCAAGUUCCUGGAGGAGAACAAGGUGAAGGUCUUACACAACCAGCUGACCCUCUUCCACAAUGCCAUCGCAGCGUACUACGCUGGAAACCAGCAGCAGCUGGAACAAACGCUCAAGCAGUUCCACAUCAAGUUGAAAAUGCCAGGAGGAGACACUCCGUCCUGGCUGGAGGAGCGCUAACACUCCAGGCCUCAACCCACCAGCCUCCGUCUCAUGCUUCGUUGUGGCAUCCAGAAACCCCCCGGCAACCCCUCUGAACUCUGCUCUGACCUUCUGGCUAGUGACGGUUACAUUCGUAAAGGAAGGAAACAGUCUCCUUGAUCUUUUCAGAAACACAUUUUUUAUGCUGUUUGAGGAAACAGUUUGCUGCAAAAACACAAAUUUGGAAAUGCCUUUUCUACUCCAGCGAAUGAAUGUUGUGUCCCAGCACGGCAGACCACUGCCACUUCCUCACCACGUGUUUACAAAGCAACUCCUGUCACCUUUCUUGAUCUUUAAUCUUGUAAUGGCAACGAUUUGCAUUCCACUUUAUUGGCCACAAUUCUGCUUGUGAUGCCUGAACGACAGCAGCCGACUAACAAACGCCUGUCAUGCAUUCUUCUUCAAUAACUGCCCUCGUGUCAGAUGAUUUCUUCACAUAUCUAUAUCCCAGAAAACAAAACAUCCUCCUAACCUAGAUGGCUGGUUUGUCAAAUGCUCAUGACAACUGCAUGACGACUUCUGCUGAUAAGCAUAUGCAUAUCAAGACAGAAGUUACUGAUGGUCACAUUCAAAAUAAAACAAGAAGAAUCAUGUUUAAAGAUGAAGAGGAUGGCAACACUUUACAGCCAGCAGUGACACCCCUCUUUAUUUUGGGUGCAGAAAUGUCUUUGCUUUGUGAUGUCGCAGAAACAUGGACAAAUGUUGCUAGCUACAUUUGCACUACGUAGGUAUGACCACCUUUAUUCUUGUGUACUGGCGAGCCGGAUGUCUUAGAAAACGCCUUUCAGAUAUUGUUGUCCACUCCAAAUGGUCGCCGUGGACGACGUGAGCAAAAGAUGUAGUGGUUUGAAAUUGUAAGUCAGUUUUGAGAGUGUGUGUCCUGGAGGUAACUGUUUGGAGCCACAAACCAGUCGCUCAUUCUCAACUACCAUUGUUUCCCAACGUUUGUCCGAUGGCUUCAAUCUAAUGGAGCAUUGGGGAUUCAGUGGUCAAGUUGUGGUUCAAAUCCUCACAUGCUAUUUAGUCAUGUUUGGACGUCUCGCCCGGUGACACCGACCUCCAGCAGCCGUGAAGACAAUCUCCUUCACCUUGAACUCACACUACACUUCCUUUUGUCCGUAUCAUCACACAUCUGACUCUCAGCUGUAACUUCCAUCUGUUGUGAUACUUUCAUAUGCAACUGUACUUCCCCGUGUCUCCACAUCCAAGCUCCUCCCAUUCGUGUGGCGGCAUGUGGUUGACCAAGCACCAGCCUUGAGUGAUGAUGUGCCUUGAAUUUGUCGUCUCUUUUCAAACAUAUGUUCCAUAUUUCGACUCCACAUCACCAAACACUCCAGAACAUAUGUAUCUGUAUUGCACAUGUUUAUGCACAUCUGAGUGUAAUUGGAGUAUUUAUCAUGGCGGAACUGAUCCGAACCAAAAUGUGAGGAACUUGAAAUAUAUAGAUAUAUAAACCAGUCUCCACUCCAAGAGUUGCUGAGAUUCCAUAUCUCAAAGUAUAUUUUUCCAAGAGGAACUUUUAUGUCUUCUGUUUGUUGGCUUGUAUUUUUCUUAAGGCGGAGUGUGUUUGUUGUACAACAAUCUGAUGGUUCUUUUCUGGAAUAGAAGGAUUUAUAUUUGUAACGGACCAUUCUGAACUGUAGAAUAGCAGCCCAAUGGGAUCAUUGAGGAAAUGGAAAAAUAAAAAAGAUGGGUGGCUUCGUGUUUAAAUGUGGUGAAGCAUAGCAUUUGUUUACUAAAUACUUCCAUAAUCUUCCAAAUCUUUCCACAUUUGGCUUUAUUUUCUGAAUACUUUUAUCUGUCUCAUGUUUUCAUCAGUUUCUCAUGCAUUCCCUUUUCUGAAAAUAUUGUAUUUAUUUUUACUUUUUUUGGACAUUUUGGAGAGAUUAGUUAUUUUAACAAAAAUAAUUUGAUGCCAUUUAUAAUGUAUAAUGCCCAUAUUCCAUUUAAAGUUGACAAUAUCAAUUCCCCCCAAAUACUGAAAAUAAUAUUGGCCUAAUAAAUGUUAUGUUAUAAUAAGCUAGUUGACAUUUGUGCUACAUAUAUCUCAGACAGUAUAUAUUUAUUUUCACUACUCCCUAUAGAAGUACAAGUGUAACUCACCCACCCGACCUCCUACUUUCCUAAUUUCCUCCUACUAUUUUCCUACUUUCAUAUAUAUAUAUAUAUAUAUAUAUAUAUAUAUAUACACACAGAGACACACACAAUGCUGUUGUAAAGCUUUAUCUGAUCCACCUGCAGGAACUCUUAACUUGUUCUGCAGCAUCUGUUCUUCAAGGAAUGAACCUGAAUGUUGUGUAUCAUUUUGGGGGGAAAUAAAUAUUCCUGCUCUCUG